Molecule: messenger RNA, 2506 nt
Organism: Colletotrichum phormii
Lineage: Eukaryota; Fungi; Ascomycota; Sordariomycetes; Glomerellales; Glomerellaceae
Exons: 2
Coding region: 489-2099 (536 amino acids)
Source: RefSeq, a predicted model, not a curated record
GCAACUAACGGCCAUCGCAGUUCUAGAAUGGACUUCCCCCAUCGGACUGUAACCUCCACCAUCAUGUCUCUCCCGUUCCUCGCGCGGCCAAUCAGCUAACACCAGCGGCAGGGCCGCUCGACCUCCGACCUUGCUGCACAGUUCUCGAAAUAUACUCGUCGUCACCAGUGUCACAACAAUGAAACGCCCCUUUUGCAAGCCCCGAGCGUGCGCCUACACAACGUGCCCCAAGAGCCACAACACAAGCACAGAGACGCCCAAGGGAGGCCUGGGUCCUGUCGCCUGGCGGAGACUCUGGAAGGAGGCGGGGAGGCGCAACUCCGAGACGUGUUGUCGGCACGGCAUUGAUGAUAUUAAGAUAGAGUUAUGUCGCAGCUGUUUCCCUCUCCCUUUCGAGAUGAACUCCUGUCCUGUUUCCCGCCGAUCUAGAGCUGCUGACUGGCUCCCAACAUAGCCCCCUGCUUCCUCUCUCGCGGUAGCUAGCCAUCAUGUCGCGAUUGUGUGGUAUGCGCCCUGAAGGGCUGACGGUGGAUUCGAGGUUCAGCCCUCUUCCGUCGAUGUGUUUCUUCGAUACCAUCAUCAUUCCUUUACCGGCAUGGAUUCGUCUUACAGUCACUUUCGCCCUUUUCCACUUCAUCGUGCCGGUCCUCAUCGUCGACAAGAUCAAGCGGUAUACCGUUAAGAAGGAAUGGCAGAGGCACGCUCAACUAUCCGUCUACUUCUUCUCCAUACUCGUCGUCUUCCUGAUGGAGAUUAUGGAAAUUGCCAGACUCGCAGAGAUUCGCUAUGCCAUUGGCCUUCUUCCCUUCGUCUUCGCAGGCUGCGGUGUAUGCGCAGUCAUGCAGGCCACCCGCGGCAUCAAGGGCAAGAUUCGCAACUGGCAGGUGGCCAACAUCAUCUUCUGGCUCAUGAGCAUCGCCGUCACCAUUAUCAAGAUCCUCACGAUUCAGCGCUCCAGCAUGCGAUUCCCAGAGUUCCGCCGAAUGGGAACUGACUAUCCGACGACCCACCAGGUGCAGGACUUGGCCGUCAUUGCCGGAUUUUACGUCCUCCUCUUGGCCAACGAGAUUGCGCUCUUCUUCCAGAAGACUUGGGAAGAGACUGUCGACGCUGAGAACAUCAAGAAGCUCCGCCUCACCAGGUCGAUCAGCGACCAGGCCCGCUACGAUCUCACCCGGGCUAUCGAGGAGGGCUACUACCCCUCGGGCGUUACGUACCUGACGCUGAGACUCGAGGGCGAAUCCCAGAGCGAGAAGGCCGUUAGCAAGGACGACAUCCUCAAGAAGACGGCCAGCAUGGACGCCUCCAUCGCAGGCUCGUCUUCCAGCGAGAAGACGGCUGGCAAGAGGCUCAUGGAUGAGGAUUCCAUCGAACCAGUGCCCAUGAUACCCCCUAGCUUCAGACGCAACAGCGAGCGGUGGUCGUCGGCUGUGACCCUCAAGGACGCUGCCGGAGACGAUAUGAACGAGAAGGUCGGUGGCAAGGAGAACAACAAGAAGCGUGGCAGCGAGAGGUGGUCAAAUGCCAUGACGAUCAAGGAACCCACGGCUCUUCGUGACGGUCAUGAUAAGCGCGUGUCAAGCUUCGCCUCCCCGAUGGUCGCCGACAUUGACGAGAUCACACCCUUGGACCCUCCCUCCACCUCAUCAUCCAGAUACGAAGAUGAGCAUGCGGCGCAGAAAGCCAUGCUCCUUGACAGCCCCUUCCCAAUGAAGGAACUUCCCGACAGGCGCUCCUUUAUGCUCAAGCCCUCGCGCCCCAACACCGAGAGAUGGUCCAACGCCAUGACUCUGCGCGGCGAGCCGUCGUCCGGCAGCGGCAGCCAGGAGCCCUCGCCCAAGGAGCACAAGGAGUACAUGCCCGCGGCACCCCCGGCCGCGGCGACGGCCCCGACCACGCCGGAGCGCAAGGUCUCGGCCAGCGAGCGGAACAUGAUGAGGAGAUACUCUGACGCCUCCACGCGGUCCAUCAGGAGGUUCUCUGCACGCAGCGACCUCCGCGAGGCGGCGGCCACGGCGGCGGCGUUUGUGGAUGGCGAUGAGCCGCUCACCUCGCCCACGGAAGCGCAUCCUCUGCAGCCGAAUCACCACACGCCAUAAAUGAUCACCGCGAUGACACCACUACGAAUUCUCUUACCACCUUUACGCAAACUGUGUAUCCCAUCAUCUUCGAAUGCUUGAUAUGAGGGAGGCUAGUGUAUAAUGAAAAAAUAUGUAAAUCCAACCACAAGAUAGGUACCGGGUAAAGGCGUCAAUCGAUUGGGAUUUUAGAGCGGCCGCCGGUCAGGGAGGCGUUUGGGAUCGGGGUUUUCUCGUCUUCUUCGCUUGUAGGUAUCCCCCCCUUUUUCACUCAACUUUCCUUUUUUUCUCCCAUGUAAAACCACACACACUAUUUAAUGAGAUGUUGGGACAAAGUUUCAAAAGAAUAUUUCUUCUUUUUUUUUUCUUUUUCGCAAUAUAGAUCGAUUAGGAAAUAAAGGGGAAAUGCUGGAUGAUGAGUGGCUUAU